AAAAAAGACUCACCCAUCCCUUGUGAAAGAAAGAAAAAAAGAAAUUAGGGCGAAUUAGGUCUCCAUAAGGUCGUCCCCGGAGGCAGAGGAGCCGCGAUGCUGUGAUUGUCAACCGAGCAGGUAUUCUGGUGGCACCAAUCGCGCCCUCGCCGACAAUGCAGCGAUCGUCCUAGCGAUCGAUCGAUCGAUCGAUCGAUCGAUCGCUCGCUCCGGAGAAGAGCAGAGAAAUGAUCUGGGCAGGAUUCGCGUACGCCGCGGGCGCCGCGAUCGGCCACAGCUGCAUCGAUGCCAGCAGGAAAUGGGCGUCCCAGCGCUUCUCGGACCGCGAGCUCGUAGCUCUGGUGGCUCUCCUGGACGCGCUGCUCCUCUCCUCCAUGGCGCUCCUCUCCGGCGGCUUCGAUCUCUUCUCUUUGACGCGGCUGGACACCGAGUACGUCGCCGCGCUCCUCGUCACCGCGGCGAUCAAGGCUCUGGUGGGGUUCAUGUACCAGCGUGCUCUCCACGUCUCCCCUCUCUCGGUCACUGUUCCUUAUCUAGCUUUCACUCCAGUUCUUCUGGUUUUUACGAGCUAUGUGAUCAUCAACGAGCUCCCGAGCUCGCAGGGGCUCAUGGGAAUCGUGGUGGUCACUCUCGGCGGCUACUUCCUCGCGCUGGAUCACCCGGCGGAGGUGGAGGUGAAGAAAUCCGACGAGCCCCCGGGCAAGAUUGUCUCGGUUCUUCCUUUGCUUCCUUGGAACUCGUCCAAGGCUUGUGACAAGGUCCCAAAGUUUUCCACCGAUGGCGAUGGUGUCGUGUUGGAUCUCAGUGAGAAGAACUCCCCUUCGGUGGCGAUUCCUGGAGGGAAUUCUUCCUGGUGGCCACAGAUUCAAUGGGAAGAGGGGACGCUUCUCAUGCUGGGUGUUGCAGCGUUACUGAGCAUAAGUAACAGCCUUGACAAAAUGGCUGGUCACUUGGCACCAUCGCUUCUCAAUUUUGCCGCUCUCCAACGAGGCUUUACGGCCGUUCCCGUGGUUUUAUAUCUACUUGUCACAAGCCGCCGCCACCGCCAUCCAUCUCCAACACCCCAGGAGCAGCAACGCCCCGAUCAAACUUCUCGCUCAUGCGGCUCCUCACGCCCCGCUCCGCAAGAACAGUGUCUCUUCCAUUGCGAUUCACGCUAUCGUCUUCUUCGUCCGCGUCUCCGUCGUCUUCUUCGUCGACAGGGGCCGCGGCAGUGAGUCCAGAUGCCAUUAGAGAAAAUUUGAUCUCGUCAUCAAAGGGCAAGCAGAUCAAACGCUCCAAGUCGGCGCUCGAUGGUCACCAAAAGGAGAAGAAGCUCACCCGGCUUUACUCCGGAACGUUUCUCGUCAAGCCGACCACUCCUCGUCCUCGUCCCCGGGAAACUUCACAAGCAGACAAUGGAGCCCAAGACACUGACCAUGCCAACGACACCCAAGACGGCGAGGACGAGGAGAUCCCCGAGGAGGAAGCAGUGUGCCGCAUUUGCCUGUGCGAUCUGGGCGAGGAGGGCAAGACGCUCAAGCUCGAGUGUAGCUGCAAAGGGGAGCUGGCGCUGGCUCACGAGGAGUGCGCUCUCAAGUGGUUUGGGAUUCGAGGCAACCGCGAGUGCGAUGUUUGUGGCCAGGAGGUCGUCAAUCUCCCCGUCACGCUCGUCAGGCUCCAGCAAAACCAAAACAAUACCAACGCUGAAACUCAAGUUCUCCAGCAAGCUCAAAUGGCGUAAAUGAGUGCUCUCAACAGGAUUUGGCAUGACGUUCCCGUGCUCGUCAUGAUCAGCAUGCUCACGUACUUUUGCCUCCUCGAGCAGCUACUGGUGAGACGAAAGGGCCCUCGAGCAUUGAUGCUAGCUCUUCAUGUUUGGAAUGCUCACUGCCAUCACAGCAUCAACGCUUGAUUCUUUCGACGCACAGUGAGGCGGCGUUGUAUGUGGCUCUUUGCCAUCUUUCAGGUCGGUUUUGUCAUACUAUUUGCGCAUGUUUUCUACAGUUGGAUGAAGUUGAACCCAAUCUUGUCGAUUUCGCUGGCCGGUUUUGCGGGAUUCGGAUUGUCCAUGAUCGUGAAUGCUCUCCUCCUGGAAUGUUGGAGCUGUAGAACAAGAGCAGCGCGACAAGAAGACGCAAGCCAAGAUAUCGUGUAAAUAUGUACUGUAAUUCUCACACACUUGUUUUGUGAUAGAACAAAAUGUAUGCAUCGCUCGAGCA
This is a messenger RNA of Selaginella moellendorffii, 2201 nucleotides long. RefSeq lists its product as uncharacterized. The coding region runs from base 228 to 1217 and encodes 329 amino acids. The record is from RefSeq and is a predicted model, not a curated record. The transcript has 10 exons. Lineage: Eukaryota; Viridiplantae; Streptophyta; Lycopodiopsida; Selaginellales; Selaginellaceae. Gene Ontology annotation, cellular component: membrane.